Metopolophium dirhodum (rose-grain aphid) is the source of this 1250-nucleotide messenger RNA. RefSeq names its product protein farnesyltransferase/geranylgeranyltransferase type-1 subunit alpha (gene Fnta). Gene Ontology annotation, biological process: protein geranylgeranylation; protein farnesylation. Gene Ontology annotation, molecular function: protein farnesyltransferase activity; CAAX-protein geranylgeranyltransferase activity. The coding region runs from base 28 to 1137 and encodes 369 amino acids. The transcript has 7 exons. The record is from RefSeq and is a predicted model, not a curated record. Gene Ontology annotation, cellular component: protein farnesyltransferase complex; CAAX-protein geranylgeranyltransferase complex; cytoplasm. Lineage: Eukaryota; Metazoa; Arthropoda; Insecta; Hemiptera; Aphididae.
GUGAUAUUUACCAUUUGGCCAAUAGCCAUGUAUAAUUUUUUCAAAAAAAUUAUUUUUGAUAUACUUAAGUGGGCCGUUGGACAAUCUGUUUUAUAUAAAAUCACGGGUGCUGUGUUGAAUAUGGAUGAUCAAAACCAGGAACACAAAUCAGAUGGUUCCGAUUUCUCUGAUGAGGCAGAUACUUUAAAUUAUGUGCUGUACCGAGAUAGACCGGAAUGGAAGGACGUACAACCGAUCGCUCAAGACGAUGGUCCAGCUCAAGUGGUUCAGAUAGCAUACUCAAAUAAAUUUUCGGAUGUAUUUGACUAUUUCAGAGCUGUUCUUAAAUCAGGAGAGAAGUCUGUUAGGGUUUUGGGCUUGGUCACAGAUGCCUUAACUUUAAACCCAGCUAACUAUACUGUAUGGAUAUACCGAUUAGAAAUUGUAAAACACUUGAAAAUAGAUUUACACAAUGAAUUAGAAUACAUAUCAAAUGUGAUCCGCGAGUUCACUAAAAAUUACCAAGUAUGGCAAUAUCGUAAGACUAUUGUAGAAAUGUUGAACGACCCAUCAGGCGAACUAGAAUUUACAGCUGAUAUUUUAGAUAUGGACUCCAAAAAUUACCAUGCUUGGCAGUACAGACAAUGGGUUCUCACUGCAUUCAGUAAGUUAAUGGAAAAUGAGCUGAAUUUUGUAGAUAAUUUAAUAUCACAAGAUAUGCGAAACAAUUCUGCAUGGAAUCAGCGUUAUUUUGUUGUAAAUAAUUCAGAUCCUAAUAAUGAUGUAAUUAAUAAAGAACUUGAGUAUACAUUUGGCAAAAUACAAAUUUUAUCCAAAAAUGAAAGCGCAUGGAACUAUUUAAGGGGAUUAUUAUUAUAUUCUGAAAAUGGAGCCUUGGAAGAUAAAGUUCGUGAUUUUUGUUCAAAAUUAUAUAAUAAGGGAAAUAGAUCAACACAUCUCAUGUCUUGUUUGAUUGAUUUGACUGAUGCAGAUGAAUCUGCUAAUCCAGAAAAUGUUGAAAAAAUUAAAUUUGCGUUAAAAUUAUGUUCUGAUUUGGCAUCUGUUUAUGAUCCUAUACGUCGUUUUUAUUGGGAAUAUAUAUCUAAAGAUAUUGAACUUAAAUUCAAUUUCAGAGAACAUGACAAUAAAAUGACGUAAAAUAAAUUGAAUGAUAGAAUCAAAGAGAAUUUACAUAUUUUUUAUCAUACUGUAUCAUUUAAUGAUUAUGUUUUUGUAAGGUGAAAUUUAAAAUAAAAUUCAUUAAACUGUAA